Lodderomyces jiufengensis is the source of this 1974-nucleotide messenger RNA. RefSeq lists its product as uncharacterized. The transcript has a single exon. NCBI's taxonomy places the organism in Eukaryota, Fungi, Ascomycota, Pichiomycetes, Serinales, Debaryomycetaceae. The record is from RefSeq and is a predicted model, not a curated record. Bases 1 to 1974 code for a protein of 657 amino acids.
AUGAUACGGAUAAGUAGAGUAAAACUCCGACAUCAGUUAAGGUUCAGCUCACUUAGAUGGGGAAUUGUACCGAAUAGUCAUCACUUUAUUCAGUCCGAACCACUACAAGGUUCAAUAUUAAGACACUUCAAUUCAAAUUCAAAAUUACAUAUUCAUCAAAUAAUAGAGAACAUUGUUGAGGAAAUAAAAGAAGAUGAUAAUAAUGAUGAAGAAAAUAAUAAAAAAGAUCAGAAAAACUCCAAGAAAGAUGAAAAAAGCUCAAAAUUUGAAAGAUUUAAAUCAUUUUUAAUGAAAUGUGUUGAAACAAUGGGUAUAACAAUAUCUUCCAUAGGUAUAUUAGCAUUAGCAGGUUAUUUAUAUCACAUAUUUUAUAAUGAACAUGUAUUAAGACAAAUGAAUGAAGCAUUUGAAAAAAAAGAUCCAGAUUCAGAAGUUAUAAUGUAUUCAAAAUUACAAAAUCAUAAUUCAGAUUUAGAAAUUUUUAAAGAACAUUGGGUUAAAAGACCUCAACAACAGUUACUUGAUGACAUUAUUGCUGGAAAAAUUAUUGGUAGAUAUUUUUUAAUUAUUGGUGAGAAGGGAACUGGUAAACUGAGUUUAUUAACUGAAGCUAUUAAAAAAGUUGAGGGAUUCAAUGUUGUUAUAUUGGAUGCUUCAAGAGAUGAAGAAAGUUUUAGGUUUAGACUUGGUAAAGCUUUAAAUUAUUCAUUUAAUGAAAUGUAUCUUGGUAGUUUAUUUUCAAUAAGAGGUCCAAGAGAUACAACGGCAUUAUUAGAUAUUGAAAGAGCUUUUAGUAAAUUAGAAGAACUAGCUAUCAGAAGAGUUGGAGAAUAUAAACGUCCAUUGAUUAUGAUUAUAAACAAUGCCCAUUUAAUUAAAGAAAAUGAAGAAGGAGCAAAAUUAUUGGAGUUACUACAACAAAAAUCUGAACUGCUAAGUGGGUCAGGAUUAUUAACAGUUGUUUUCAACUCUGAUGACUAUUGGGUUUAUGAAAAAUUAAAACAAUUAGGUACAAGAUUGGAAUUAAUAAAUGUGAGAGAUUUUUCUAGAAUUGAAACUUUAAGUGCAUUAAAAUUUAUAAGACAUAGAUUUUUCCCAAAGGAUGAAAUAUUAACAACUGAUGUAUGUAAUGCAGUUUAUGAUCUAAUUGGUGGUAGACCACAACAUAUAACACAAGUUGCAAGACAUAAAGAUAUAAUAAAAGCAUGCCAUGAAAUAAUUGAUCGAGAAAAGACUUGGUUUUUAAACCAAUGUGGUUUAUUAGGAAUGGAUAUGGAUGAUGAUGUUAUGGAGAGUGGUAAAUUUUCAACUAGUGCAAUGUUAUUGAUGAGAGAAUUUGUUGAAAUGGAUAGACAAAGAAUGAAUAUGAUUAUCACAAAUCAGAAAUCUCCUUAUGUUGAUCAUCAUUUACCUGAAUUACCUUUAUGGAGAGCAAGACAAAUACAAACUAGAAAUGAUUAUAUUCAAAGAUAUGAUAAUUUAAAUAUUUUCACAAUAGAUUCUGAAUCAAGAGUAAGAGCAGAUAGUGUACCAAUGAUGAGAGCAUUUCAUGAAAUUGCAUCACAGCCACAUUUUGAUCAAUUAUUGGAAGAUACAAUAGAUAGAGUUGGUGAUAUUGAAUCAUUGGGUAGAACAAGAGAAAUUGUUUUGAAAGACUUGAAUUUGGGAAGUAAGUAUAAAAUUUAUAAAAACAAUAAUGAAAUUGAAAUGACAAUGACAAAAUCUCCAAAGCAAUUAGAUUUACAUGGAGAUUUUAAAGUAUAUAAUGAAGAAUCAUUGCAAAAUGAUCAGCAAGAAGAUGAUGAUGAAGAUGAUGAUGAUUUAUAUCUAGAAGAGAUUAAUAGAAAAGAUAGUAGAAAAUGGUGGAAAAAAAGAAUGGAAAAAUUUGAUGAAUUAUAUUUACCAAAACCAUCAAAAGGCGUUGAUGAUGGUAAUGAUACCGUUCUGGAUAUAAAUAGAGUUGAUGAAAAGUAA